AUGAGGUUGACGCUAUAAUCAACACAAUUAAGAAAUCCUUAACAAGCUUAUACAGGUUUAAUGUAUUGCUCAAUUGAUUAAGUUGAUAAAUUAAAAAAAGAGAAUAAAAUAGUUGAUAGUGAAAAGCUUUUUGUAUUAUUGAAUGGUUACACAUUUAUAUUAGAAGGAGUAUUACUUAAUUAUGAAUAUAAUAGGAUAGAGAAUAUAGAAUGAAUGAGAUUGCUGCAAACAGAUAUUAAAGAGAAUUUUUAGAAAUGACAAUUAAUUAAGAUGUUGAAUUACAAGUAUUUAAAUUGCCAAGAGAUAAAGAGUAUAGAUUAGGAGUAUUGAAUUUAGAGAUUGAUAUAUAAUCAAUUUAGAAUGGAGGAAAUUAAUUGGAAUUAGAUGAUGAUGAAUUUGCUAAUGCAUUUAAAAGUUAAUUUAAGGGAUAAUUUUUUAAGACUGGUUAGGUGUAAUUAUUUCAAAAUAAUGAGAAUAAUUAUUUAAUCAAAGUAAUUAAAUUACAAUGAUAGGUAACAAGAACAGAAAAUUUGAGUGUUGGAGUAGAUUCAAAUUUAGUAAGAUUUGGAGGUGGAGGAAUGUUGAUUGAUGAAACAGAAAUAGAAUUUAGUGUAAGAUCUGGAAUAUCUUAAAUAAAGAUGAAAAAUGUAUAAAAGAAAUAAACAAAUUUAUUUAGAGAAGAUUUUAAUUUUGAUAAAUUAGGAGUAGGAGGACUUGAUAAAGAAUUAGCAAAUAUAUUUAGAAGAGCAUUUUCAUCAAGAAGAUUUCCUUAAUAAUUUUUAGAGAAAUAUGGGAUUAAGCAUAUUAAAGGAUUAUUAUUAUAUGGUCCACCUGGAACAGGAAAAACAUUGAUUGCAAGAUAAUUAGCAAAAGUUUUGAGAGCUAGACCUCCAAAGAUUGUUAAUGGACCAGAAAUAUUUAGUAAAUUUGUAGGAGAGGCAGAGGAAAAUAUUAGAAAGUUAUUUGAAGAUGCAAUAAAAGAUUAAGAAACUUUAGGAGAUGAUAGUGAUUUGCAUAUAAUUGUAUUUGAUGAAAUGGAUGCUAUUUGUAAAUAAAGAGGAUCAGUUUCAUCAGGUGUAGGUGCAUAUGAUAAUGUUGUUAAUCAAUUAUUAUCAAUGAUAGAUGGUGUUAAUUCUUUAAAUAAUAUUCUUGUGAUUGGUAUGACAAAUAGAAAAGAUUUAAUUGAUGAAGCUGUAUUAAGACCUGGAAGAUUUGAAGUGCAUAUAGAAGUAGGAUUACCAGAUGAAAAUGGUAGAUUAUAAAUAUUAUAAAUUCAUACUGAAAAUUUAAGAAAGAAUUAAGCUUUACAUAAUGAUGUAAAUAAUGAAGAAUUAGUAACAUUAAUGAAGAAUUAUACAGGGGCUGAAAUUGAGGCUGUAGUUAAAUCAGCAUCAUCAUUUGCUUUUUAGAGAAUGUAGAAUAUUUAUAAUUUUUCAUAAAAAUUAAGUUAGAAAGAAGAUUUUAGAAUAACUAGAGCAGAUUUUUAAAAUGCUUUAGAAGAAGUGAAACCUUAAUUUGGAUUUGAUUCAAAUAAAUUUGAUUUGUUAUUAAAAAAUGAAUUAAUAGAUUAUGGAGAAGAAUUUUAAAAAUUAUAGAAAAUGCUUAGAAAUACAAUAAAUCAAACUCGUUUUGGUAAGAGUUCAAAAUUAAAUUCAAUUCUUUUGGAAGGAUGUUAAGGUUCAGGUAAAACAAGUAUUGCUGCUUAUUUUGCAGUAGAAUGUGGAUUUCCAUAUGUAAAAUUAAUAUCACCAGAAUGUUUUAUUGGUAUGACAGAAGAUGCUAUAAUAAAUAAAAUUAGUAAGAUAUUCAAUGAUGCCUAUAAAUCCACUCUUUCUUGUAUAGUUAUUGAUAGUAUUGAGAGAUUAAUUGAAUAUGUUGAUAUUGGACCAAGAUUUUCUAAUGCAAUUUUAUAAACACUUUUAGUUUUAAUUAAAAGAUUGCCAGAUAAAGUAUUUAAAUUAUUUAUAUAUAGUCAUAAAAUAAAUUAUUAAUAGUAGGAACAACUUCAACUUAUUAAAUUUUGAAAUAAUUAGGUGUUGUUUCAUGCUUCAAUUUAACAUUUUAGACACCAAAUCUUACAAAAAGUGAAGAAAUAAAGGCUGUAAUCUAUAAUUAUAUGAAUAUUACAGAAAAAGAUAAUGUAACUAAUAAACAUAAAAAACAGUUGAAUUAACAAUAAUAAGCAUAGAUAGAUAAAAUUUGUUAAACAAUUAAUAAAAUUCCAAUCAAAAGAUUGUUAAUGUUAUUAGAUAUGGUUUGUACUGAUGAGAAUGAAUUGGAUUAUUAAGAAUUUAUGGCAUGUUAUUAAAUGGCUCAAAUGAAUCAUGAAUGA
This is a messenger RNA of Paramecium pentaurelia, 2332 nucleotides long. The record is from the annotation of a GenBank genome assembly. NCBI's taxonomy places the organism in Eukaryota, Ciliophora, Oligohymenophorea, Peniculida, Parameciidae.